Messenger RNA from Dermacentor andersoni, 1216 nucleotides. The record is from RefSeq and is a predicted model, not a curated record. NCBI's taxonomy places the organism in Eukaryota, Metazoa, Arthropoda, Arachnida, Ixodida, Ixodidae.
AAGACGGCUUUGGAUCGUUUCAUGUCGCAGAUGAGGCGUCCUCCUCCUGCUCGCGAGAUAGACGCAACGGUUUGCAUAGAUAUGCUUUGCAAGGCAUGCAAUGGGGCAAGGCAUGGCAUUGCUAAAUUGUAUUUAUUUAUUUAUUUAUUUAUUUAUUCAUUUAUUUAUUUGAAGUUUCAGUCACUCAGCGCUCGGGUUCCGUACAGUCGGUCGUCUACAGGAAGGCUUUGGACGCUAUUCGUGUCAGUCUGUCCGGGUUGCCGGACGAGGUGAUUGUUCAGCUGCAGAUGGAAAUGCUCUUGUCCACGGCAUACUCGGCGAGCAUCGGAGGAUUCGGCACGCUCACGGGCACCUUCCCCAACCUCAUCCUCAAGGAACUGUACGAGCAAAGAUUUCCCGACGCUCCGCCCAUUACGGAAUCAUCCUGGAUGGUUGCCAACAUGCCCGCCAUGGUCAUCUGCCUCAUGCUUGCCUGGUGCUGCAGUAACCGGCGCCUAAAAAGCAUCAGUCGUGAUCAACAGGCAGAGUUGCAAGUGGCUGAAGAUAAAGCCCACCGAGAAAUUGAGCGCCGAUCUAAAGAGCUGGGGGCGAUCACGUGAGUGACUUGUGAAGAGACGGCCUUACUCAUUGCGCUUAUUUUAUGUCCCCUUUCGUCGAGGACUCAGCUUCUUUUUUAGGCUCCUGGAACCCAUACAUUGAAGGGAAGAAGCUAAGCAUAAUAAAAAGCAGAAAAGCAAGCAUGAAAUACCCUCGCACGUCCCUGUUUAAUCGGUUCUGUACGCGAUGUGGCGAUUUCAUGUUUUAUUUCUAUAUGGCUUGCGUGCGCUUUUGAAUUUUCUAGAUACUCUAUCACGCAGAUCGUAAGGACAAAAAAAAAAAAAGGAAAACAAUGCCACAGCAACUGAGAAGAGAGGAAGCUUUUAAAACGGGUAAAUCGCUGUUCAAGUUUAGCUUGAGAGAAGAAGCGUUCGAACGACACAGGCCAAUAUUACUGAAUCCGUAGGCGCGUCGCGUAUAGCCGCCAACCUCUGAAAAACAUUUUCUUGUUUACGGACUUUACCGGGAGCAGAAUUAUGGCGACGCUUACAGAGUUACGUUAGUUACAAAACUAAAAAAAGAAACAUGUUUACUCAUUUGAAAACACCAGUUUAAAUACAUAUUUAGCCGUACAGCGAAUCUCACGAUGCUUACAAAGUUACUUCAGUUGGCACGCAAU